UGGAAGUGGCAGGAGGAUGACGAGGCGGAGAGAUGACCAAUCAGACGCUGCUGGCCUUUGGAGACAAAUCAUUCGACUUGUGGCACAUUACAGCAUCUGCAUCAAGUCUCAAAGCCGAACCUUAACUUUAACACAAUCCACUAAAAGACCGCUUCAACUCCACUCAACUUGGAAGUCCAAUGUAACCUUCUGCUUCAAAAAAAUAACUAUAGGAACUUAUACGUCCCCGCUUUCUCCUCGGGAGAUUUACCUUCUUCAUGAAAAAGAGAGACAUCACGCUUUUGAAAGUUGUUCCUUCGGUUGAAUUUUUAUAAUGACCAUGACUACGUUGGCUGACGGAUUGGAAGCCCCGGAUUCCAAAUCUGCCUUCAUGGAGUUCGGCCAGCAGUCCCAGCAAAGUUCUCCGUCCAUGUCUCAAAGUCACUACCCAGUGCACUGCCUGCACUCAGGACACUCACACCAGCACGACAACUCGUACCCGGCCGUCAACACCUACAACAGACCCCUUCCUUAUCCCUACGUGAGUCACUCGCAUCACAGCCCUUACCUGCCGUCCUACCACAGCAACAGCACUGGCAGCCAGACACGUUUAGACGACACAGACCAACAAAAGACGACAGUGAUUGAAAACGGUGAGAUCCGUUUCAACGGAAAAGGAAAAAAGAUCCGCAAGCCGCGCACCAUUUAUUCAAGUCUCCAGCUGCAGGCGUUAAAUCACCGUUUCCAACAGACUCAAUAUCUGGCAUUGCCCGAGAGAGCCGAGCUGGCCGCUUCGCUGGGUCUCACACAGACGCAGGUGAAAAUCUGGUUCCAGAAUAAACGCUCAAAGUUUAAGAAAGUGAUGAAGCAGGGAGGAAAUCCCCUUGAGAACGAUUCUGUUUCUGGCUCGGUCGGUCUUUCCCCUCGUUCCCCAGCCAUCCCGCCAGUGUGGGACAUCACAGCUUCGGCCAAAGGUGUCAACAUGACCUCCAACAGCUACAUGGCUGGUUAUUCCCCCUGGUACUCCACGAGCCACCAAGACACCAUGCAAAGACAGAUGAUGUAACAUCCCGAAGCCAAAAUCUCUCAGUGGGGUUAAAGGGAACCCAUCGUUAGAUAAUGCCCAGAUACCCAGGAGCCAUUUUGAAUGGAAGAUCUAGCAGCGAUCGCAGUUGCUGACAGCCACGUUAAAUUGGACUGGUAAUGGGCGAAGAGGAGGAACGGACGGUGAUUGUAGACAUUGCGAAAGGGCCGCCACUGUCUCCAGCCAGUCCAUAAGAUCAAAUGAUCACAAAACGCAAAUGCAAAUGUGGGAGAUUUUAUGCCGAUUUUAAAACGGCGUAACUUUGUGAUGCAGAGACGCACUGGAAUAGAUAAAAAGACACGUUGUAUGUAUAUAUUGAUUAUUUUUAGGUGUAUAUAGUUUAUAUGUUUUAUGUUUCUUUCAUAUUGAGUAAUAAAUCAUAAAAAGUC
Leucoraja erinaceus (little skate) is the source of this 1452-nucleotide messenger RNA. RefSeq names its product distal-less homeobox 6a (gene dlx6a). Gene Ontology annotation, molecular function: DNA-binding transcription factor activity, RNA polymerase II-specific; RNA polymerase II cis-regulatory region sequence-specific DNA binding. Lineage: Eukaryota; Metazoa; Chordata; Chondrichthyes; Rajiformes; Rajidae. The record is from RefSeq and is a predicted model, not a curated record. Gene Ontology annotation, biological process: embryo development; regulation of transcription by RNA polymerase II; cell differentiation. The transcript has 3 exons. The coding region runs from base 314 to 1045 and encodes 243 amino acids.